This is a messenger RNA of Phyllotreta striolata, 870 nucleotides long. The record is from the annotation of a GenBank genome assembly. NCBI's taxonomy places the organism in Eukaryota, Metazoa, Arthropoda, Insecta, Coleoptera, Chrysomelidae.
GUUGGAUUGAGGAGUUUAGUUCGAGCGCGAUCGCCGGAGAGAGGAGAGCGCGUUAAGAGAGUGGUGUGCAGUGGGGUGGAAGAUAAAUUGGGGGAAAAAAAGAAAAAUUUAUCGAUACGGAUUAGUUUUUUCUGUUUUCUCUUUUACAUUUUGUAUAUUCAUCGGGAUCCGGUUUUCAUGUUCCCUUAGGCGAUAGAGGGAAAAAUGGAGAAUCGAUCGUUCGUCCCGGAUAGCAUCCCAGCAGAUCUCGAAAAGAGUUGGCACAUACCAAGACCCACACUAGCUCGCAGCUCGAACAGCAGCCAAGGAUCAGCUUCGAGCAAUAACAGCACCCAGAGCGUAAGAUCCGGUUCGCUGCUCCUGACAGCAGCCAAUCUGGCCCAAAUCCACCACCUGCAACAGGAGCAGGAAUCCAGGAACGCCAUACAAUCGGCCCCGGCAUCGAUCAGAGACCAAAACAUCCGGUAUUUCCUGGAAAACCAGCCGUCCGGCAACGUCGCGGAUAAAAAAUUCGCCGAUCCGGAUAGCGUAUCGAUAGCCAGCAGUACGCAUUUCACCGUGGUGAACGUGAACACCAGGCAAAAAUCCCCGAAGAGGAGCUUCUGCAGGAAACACCAGCUCACCAUACUGGUAUUGACCAUGUCUGCUGUGUUCACCAUAGGAAUUAUGGCGGCCAUAAUACUUUUGGAAAUGAGAGCCAAGAGUCAAAGGUUUUGAUUUGGAAACGUUUCCAUUGUCCAAAUCGGAGUAAACUAUGGAAGAGGGGAAUCACAUGAAAUCCCGUUAGAUUUAUCCUUUUACUAGGAUAUAAAUAUGGAGAACUAACAUCAUGGUCUUUAACUCCUCAGGAAAGCGACUUAUAUGUACAUU